Messenger RNA from Nezara viridula (southern green stink bug), 1541 nucleotides. Lineage: Eukaryota; Metazoa; Arthropoda; Insecta; Hemiptera; Pentatomidae. The record is from the annotation of a GenBank genome assembly.
AGUUAACAGAACUCAUUCAAGACGUAAUUUCAAAUAUGCGAACUUGUUUGUGGUCCUCUAAGUUUUCAUCAAAUUUUCUCUCACUUCAAUAUAUAUCAUUACAUUCUUAACAUUUAUUAUUACUAUUAAAUCUUAAAUAUGCCGUAUAAAAUUCACCACGAAUCAACAACAAAUAAACAAAAUAAUCAAUCAUGUUUUUGUUUUUUUUUAUUUACGAAAAAGUUAAUUGAAUACAAAAUGGGUUUAAAUUUUAAGAAUAGUUUUAAAAUCAAUAGAUAAGAAACCCCCAUUUCGUAAAUAUGUGGUGAAAUUAUGUAAGCCAUAAUUUAUAACAGGUUAGAUAGCAUAUGUAGUGAUAAGUUCCAAAUUUGGUCUUGAAAGGGAAUCAACAGCAGGCAUAAUGUUUUCUGAUUAUUCUAAUAUUUUAAAAAAAGAACUAGAUUGUCCAAAAUUGGAAGAUGUUCAAAAAGCUCUUCUGAAAGGAUUAAAAAUAAAUUUCUCUGAGGCAAGUGUAGAUGUUGUCGAUUGCCCUGAUCUUACUGCAGAACCUUUUUGUCUAGCUAGUAAAGGAAUCGGUGGAUCCACCGCAGUUGUUGAAGUAGGAGGACCACCAUAUUUAUUACCAGAUGUUGACAGAGAAAAAGUAUAUGAUAUUAAAGAUAUUGUCAAAGCAAUCGGAAUGAAACCAUGUUUUGUAAUCGGUGCCGGUGCUGGUCCAUGGCCUUUCGUUGGUAAAAACUCUGAGAUGAUGGCUAAUGUUCUCAUUGAUGGAGAUCAUGUUAUAAAUAAAACCCAUAUUGCAAAAGUAAAAGAUGAUGGCUCCGACGAUAUUAUUGUUAGUGUUCUUCCAUCCAAUGAAACAAGAUUUGCUCUUUUAGGCAACCUCUUCUUUUGUGAAGGAAUUCAGUCAAAAGUUUUGAAAGUUCAUUGUAAAAGCCGCAUUGGUGUUGACAACUUUAUUACUGUUCUGAGAAAAUCAUUAGAAGAGGAAUUCAAAGGCAAAUUCGUUGGACUUGGUGGAGCUUUCCUUAUUAAAAGUGGAAAAGCUUUACAGCACGUCAUGCCAGAAUUUUCUUCUACUCCAAUCCAUUCUGAAAAAGAAUUGAAUAAAUGGUUGAACUUCUAUACAAUGUCAGCUCCAUUGGUAGCUGUAGGAACUUUGAUGUCUUCUGAUGUUUUGGACUUUGAUCUCAGAGUUCAACAUUUCCAUAGUUUUAGCGAGCAUGGAGAAGCUGGCCAUUACCAUCAAGAUACUACUCCUGAUGAAGUUGAAUAUAUAGGCUACUUCAACGUCGGACAGUAUAUUUACCGUAUUGACAAACCGGUCCAUACUCAUCAGUUUGGUCGAGAUUAACGAUAAAUAAUAUUAAAUAUGAAGCAAUUAUAAACUGCAUGAAAAUAUUAUAAGGAAUUAUCAAUCUUAAAUGGUGUCUGGAAGUGUUAACAAUAGUGAAGCAUUAAAGAAAACAAUUGUACAUAGUUACCAUUGAAUUUAUCAAUUGUAAAUUUGAAAAAUAUUAAUUAUAUUUUUUCAACACGGU